Phytophthora sojae is the source of this 1146-nucleotide messenger RNA. RefSeq lists its product as hypothetical. The transcript has 2 exons. The record is from RefSeq and is a predicted model, not a curated record. Lineage: Eukaryota; Oomycota; Peronosporomycetes; Peronosporales; Peronosporaceae. Gene Ontology annotation, molecular function: zinc ion binding. The annotation marks the transcript as partial.
CGUGAAGAUGAACACGGCUUCCCUUUUGUUGGGAACGGGGAAGAUGAUGAACCGUUGAUACUUGGAAUCACCAGCUUGAAGCUAAUGCAAAACAUCAGUUCGCUACAGGAUCGCGAAGCAUUUCUCAUUUUUCACUUGGACGCUACUUUCAAGCUGAGCGACAUCGGUUACCCUGUUGUUACGUGCGGUUUCACCGAUCGCCACCGAAGCUACCACCUAGCCGCGCUUUUCAUUGUUAGCCAAAGGACCCGACGCGAAUAUUACGAAUCGAUUGGAGCUUUCGCACGAAUUUUCAGGACCCACAUGAAAAGACCACUUCGAGUUGACGUGAUAAUGGGCGACGCCGAAGAGGCCCAAUUGAACGGACUGCGGGAUGUUGCAGAAUGUGCAACCUGUCCGUACCUGAUGUGUUUCUUCCACGUGAUGUACAAUGUACGCAAGCGAAUGCGACACUUACCAGAUUCGGUGCGAGCUAUGGUGUAUCGUGGUAUUCUUGACAUGCACUACACACUCAACCAAACCGAAUUUUGGGAGGUGUGGGGGCGUGUAUCUCAAGAGUGGCAAUGCGAUAGAAGGUUGCACGUCUUUUUGACAUAUUUCGCGGCACAAUGGAUUCAUAGCCGCUUCUGGAGAUGGCAGAUUUAUCACUCUCCAGGGGGGUACGCUACAACCAACAACCCAUGUGAAGUGUUUAAUGCCAGCAUCAAGCGCUAUACGCAGCGCAAGGCAGCAGAUACGCGCCGUUUGUUGAUGAAGCUACUGACGAUUGCAGAAGAUUAUUCGCUGUGUGUACCACCUCCCAUGGCAUCUGGACCAAACGCCCCGCCUCAAGUUGCAAAGCAGCUGGCCCGAACGUUAGUGUCGACCAACCGAGUCGUCGUUUACGCUACGACCGAGAAGUCGGUUGUUCGCGUGCUAUAUCAUUGCGGUGCUGUGAAAUGGUCUGUACGCCGCGCGCACCACGUUGGCAUGCCACGAGGCGGGUGGGCGGUGCACCUGAGUACGUUUGAGUGCUCAUGUAUUUUCUAUAAGAAGUUCCUGUCUUGUGCCCACAUAAUCUGUGGACUUGCGGCUUACGGACUCAGCGUUCCAGGAGUUAAUGGGUCCAAUUUAAGAUUCAAGGAUAGGCGUGUGCGCCAGAAGCGU